UAAUUUCCAAUUUCGUGCGCGGCGCUUGCAGUUGAAGAAUAUAUUUUUUUAGUGACAAAUAAAAUAAAAACGCCGAUAAUUAUUCAAGAUAAAAAUACUCUUAAAUUACUAGAAGCAAACAAAAUACACUAACAAAAUGGUGGAUAAAAUUGAAAUGAGUUUGGAUGAUAUCAUUAAAUCUAACCGUGGCCAAAAUAGAAAACCUCAAGGAGGAAAUCUUGGUGGCGGCGUUAGACGUGGUGGUGGUGCAGCUGGCAAUAAAGGUCCUCAACGCCAAGGAAAUCGUAGAGUUCAAACAUCACCACGUAAACCAGGUGGUGCUGUCUUAAAAGGCCGUGGCACUGGAGGCAUUCAAAAAGCAAAAUUCUCAAGGGGUGAUGUGAACAGCGCUUGGAAACAUGACAUGUAUGAUGGACCUAAACGGGGUAUAUUGAAAACAACGGAUUCUGCCAAACUAUUAGUGUCAAAUUUGGAUUAUGGCGUAUCUGACUCAGAUAUCAGAGAACUAUUCACAGAAUUCGGACCGUUGAAGAAGGCGGCCGUACAUUAUGAUCGAUCCGGAAGAUCAUUAGGUACUGCCGAUGUAGUUUUUGAAAGAAGAUCCGAUGCUUUGAAGGCCAUUAAGCAGUACAAUGGUGUUCCCUUGGAUGGCAGACCAAUGAAUAUACAAUUUUUAACUGAUGCCGGUAGUAUAACUAGACCUGUACGCAGUGCCGCCCCCAGUCCGCAAAAACGUAGACCACAAGUGGGUGGUAAUGCAGGUGGUGGUAUACGAAGAGGUGGAGCUACUGGUGGCAAUCGUCGUGGUGGUCCACCAAACCGUAACAGACCAGCUGGAGGUGCUGGUGGCGGUGCUGCUGGUGGCCGUACUAGCAAAAAAACUGCUCCUACUGCCGAAGAACUCGAUGCCGAAUUAGAUGCUUAUGUCAACGAUAUGAAAAUUUAGAUAAAUAGUUUUAUAAAUAUAAAUAUAAUUAUAACGAUAUAAUUAAUGUAUCAAUAUAAAUUCUUAUUGUUAAGUCUUCGUCUCGUUUAUACAACAAAAGAAAGCUAAAAAAUUCAGGCUGAAGCCGGCUCUCAAAUGGUACCACACUGCAUACAAAGUUAUUUUCUAAUGUAAAGUACAAUCACUAUCAUCGCAUAUUAAUUAUUUUAUUAUUUUUUUUGUGUGUGGCCUCCCAAAUUAUUUAUAUUAUUUUGUAAUAGUUACAAAAAAAUUUACUUCUUUAAAUUAAUUUUUUUUCAUCACUUUUUUUUUAUUAAUUUUACGUUAUCUUCUAAACAUUAAUCUUGACUUGAAAAUUAUUACCACCCUCUGACUAAUUAAAUUGAAUUAAAAACCUGAAAAUAUUUUUUAUGUUCAAAGAAAAUGUGGUAAAUAAAAAAAAAACAAAAAUGUA
Messenger RNA from Calliphora vicina (urban bluebottle blowfly), 1400 nucleotides. It is a transcript of the gene Ref1, whose product is annotated as RNA and export factor binding protein 1. Gene Ontology annotation, cellular component: nucleus. The transcript has 4 exons. Gene Ontology annotation, biological process: mRNA export from nucleus. Lineage: Eukaryota; Metazoa; Arthropoda; Insecta; Diptera; Calliphoridae. Bases 137 to 946 code for a protein of 269 amino acids. Gene Ontology annotation, molecular function: mRNA binding. The record is from RefSeq and is a predicted model, not a curated record.